AGGGGUUGCAAGAGCAGAUUGAUAGAUAAGAACACGACGUUUUUGUGGGAGCGAAAGAUAGCUUGAUGAAAGAAAGAAAGAAACUGCUGCACUUUUGUGGAAGAACUAGGUCAAAAGUGAGCUUUAAUCUAAGUCAAAUCGUGAUUCGAAAUUUUGAAUUCUUGAUAUCCUCAUCCAAAUAACAGACUUAGCACAACUAUGUGUGAAGAAGAGCCUUGAUGGUGGGAGUAGGAGGCCCCUCCACUCCCCCACUGUGGCGGCUGCGGCCAUGGGCUGCUAGUGUAGUCUUGGGGCUUUUACAACUAGGUAACCUCGGCCAUAAUCAUGUCAUCUGGGUCGCAGCUUCGCAUGCCGCCUUGUCGCUACAACGUGACUCCAGUUUGCUCACGAAGAAGCACGAGCGAUUGCUGUAUGAAAUAGCUGAUGAAGCAGGUAACCAAGGAGAAGACGCUAGUUACUCCAGCGAACGCGGCAGUAGGACGAGAAGUAAAAGAGAAUUACAGGAAGAAGAAGAUGACACCCAAGACGAUCGAACAACUUUUUCUUCACUUGCCCGUACCACGAAACGUACUAGCGCAGGCACGACUCAAAGACGAGCAGCAACCGCAUCCAAGACGAGCACAAAAGACCGCGCUUCUUCUACUGGAGAGGACAAGCAGACAACAAUCUUCGGCAGUAUCUUUACAGCAGAUCAGCUGGGAGAGCUCCUUCUAAUGUCGAGCAUCGGUGAGGCGGCGCCGGGACCCGAGUGCACAUUGGUUCCUGGUAUGUUUGGUGUGUUCGUGCAGGUUGCGCUUGGUGUCUUCUGUUUCUCAUCGCUGAUUGUGAAAUGUUAUGCGGAAGGAACAAGAAGUCUUCGUUAGUCUCUAAUUGUGAUGAUGACCUAUAAUCCUGUGCUGGAAUGCGAUGUCCAUCAUGGAUCCCCUCUAAGAAUCGCAGGUGGAGACUCCUCCGAUACGGCCUGGCAUCAUUUUCGCAAGGGAUUCCAGCAAGCAAAUCCGUACUUGUGCAGCUAGAUUCUUGUUAUUUUUUUCCCUUGAAGUUGUAGCUGAUCAUUGCUUGUUGUUGUCGAUCCUUCAACUUUCCCUGCAAGAACUACACUACGUUACUCUUCUACAACACUCACUCUCACACAACACAUCACCCAUCUACAGUCGGCGGUUGUUACAUGCACUCCCUAAACAUGCUGGCGGCUAUCAUAUUUGCGACGAAGCGAUCGGCAGGCGACGAAUGCGACUGGUAUUGGGUGAAUAUCAUGAUUGAUUGUACCCUUGGCACCUUGCUGAAUUGUUUCUACCUAAGGAGGACUGAAAGUUGGUUUGGUUACGAGUCAGGCGUCUAUGAAGACUCCCCUCGACUCGAGGCAGCCGACACUCAAGCAUUGAAUGGGGAAGCGGCAGGAAGCAGGUGCUGUAGUUCUGACUAAGAUAAGUAUUUAUUUGAUGAUGUUGUUCUUCUUGUGUGGACUCAUCUAUUUUGAAGACAGUAUCCAAAUUGACUGAUCUCAUAGUCAUACCAAAAGGAUCAAUAAUAAGCUCGCUAUCAACUACAGCAACCCCAACAACGCGCGUGACGUGACUGCAGUGAAGGAGAACUUCUGCACGAAGCUUCUACGAGCAAUUACUCCAGCCUAUCGGUUUCAAAUUGCGUGUUGGCUCUUGGUGCUCACGAUAAUGAAAAGCAGCAUGAUCAUCAUCUUUUUGAUCUUCGGCGAAUUGUUGGCUACGGUACUUCUAGUGGGAUGUUUGUGGAAAGAGAAUACCUAAAAGAGGAUGUGAUAGAAGAACGAUCAUGGGUAUCGGUGGAAUGUCUUUCUGAUUCUGGUGAUGUCUCCUCCCUUUUUCUAUCUUUCAUUGCAAAUGAACAACCCACCUGAAGCCGGAUGCAGUUGCAGUUGCUUCGGGGACUUGAUGGGCGUCCUCUUACAAAAUUACUCCAUAGAAAUACUGACUUUGAAAAGUCCUAGGUAAGCCUCCUUAUGAUUUGAUCGCGUCUUGUUCCUUGGAAACGCCUUCAUCGUCCAACUCUCUUACUUACCUCAAUCAAUCAGGGUUCUUCCGUCUUAAUCGAUGCUCUCUUCGGACAAGCGCAUAACCGAUUGAAACUGCUUUUCGUGAUGGUUUUCACGCCCACAGUAAUGAAUAUCUUUCAGUUUUGGGUAUCCGACAGCUUCCUCAUGGCCUCAAGGCAGCGAACCGAUCUACAUCAGCCGCUUGCAACCAGUGAGGAGAAUGCGGCGUAG
Molecule: messenger RNA, 2242 nt
Organism: Amoebophrya sp. A25
Lineage: Eukaryota; Dinophyceae; Syndiniales; Amoebophryaceae
Source: the annotation of a GenBank genome assembly